GCGUCUCAAUUCGCAAACCAAACCGCUACCAUUCCCCCUCACUUUUUUCCUUCUCCUUCCCUCCUUCCGGUUUGCAUUGCUUUCUUGCAUUUUUCUUCUUCUCCUCCGGUCAGGGCAAAGUUGAUUCGUACGGCGUUUCGUUGGGUGGAUGAGGUCGUGUUGCGGCCUUCGUAAAUAUGGCUCCUCUUCCCAUCAAGUUCACGGAGCUGCUCCAGUUGACGAGCGCUGAUAUUGCGCCGGCAUCGAUUGGUUUCAAUUCUUGUACUCUAGAGUCGGAUCACUUCGUUUGCGUCCGACAAAAGCUCAAUGAAGCGGACAAGCCACAAGUCAUCAUCAUUAAUCUCAAGAACAACAAUGAGAUCAUUCGCCGCCCCAUCAAUGCAGACAGUGCCAUCAUGCACUGGAACAGAAACAUCAUCGCCCUGAGGCAGGCACGAACAAUUCAGACCUUCGAUCUGACGGCAAAGCAGAAGUUGAAGUCUGCUGCAAUGAACGAGGAUAUCGUAUACUGGAAGUGGAUCAGUGAAUCGAGCAUUGGUCUCGUCACGGAUAACUCCGUCUACCAUUGGGAUGUCUUCGACCCUACGCAGGGCAACCCCGUAAAGAUCUUCGAGCGACUUCCAAAUCUGAAUGGAUGCCAAAUCAUUAACUACCGCGUCAAUGACGACGAGAAAUGGAUGGUUGUCGUUGGAAUUAGCCAGCAGCAGGGACGUGUUGUCGGCUCGAUGCAGCUGUUCUCUCGGGAGCGCGGGAUAUCCCAAUUCAUCGAAGGUCAUGCUGCCGCGUUCGCAACGAUUAACGUCGAAGGGUCUCCUCUUCCUCACAAGCUCUUUACCUUUGCCGUCCGCACUCCCACCGGUGCGAAGCUGCAGAUCGCCGAGAUUGAUCACCAAGAGCCAAACCCCAGGUUCCAGAAGAAGGCUGUGGAGGUCUUCUUCCCUACGGAGGCGGUCAACGACUUCCCUGUUGCUAUGCAGGUGUCGAGGAAGUACGAUAUCGUAUACCUCGUCACCAAGUACGGUUUCAUUCAUCUCUACGACCUCGAGACCGGCACAUGUAUUUUCAUGAACCGCAUAUCCAGUGAGACCAUCUUCACAACCGCCCCAGACUCCGACUCUGCUGGUCUUGUCGGUGUCAACCGUAAGGGUCAGGUGCUGUCUGUCAGCGUCGACGAGAACACGAUCAUCCCGUACCUCAUGGAGAACCCUGCCAUGUCCGGGCUCGCCGUCAAGCUUGCGUCGAAGGCUGGCCUCCCGGGAGCUGAUCAUCUCUACCAGCAGCAGUUCGACAACCUUCUUGCCCAGGGUAACUACUCUGAAGCGGCUAAGAUCGCAGCAAACUCUCCGCGUGGGUUUCUCAGAACUCCGGAGACCAUCAACCGCUUCAAGAACGCUCCGCAAACCGGUCAGAUGUCGGUUAUCCUACAAUAUUUCGGAAUGCUCCUGGACAAGGGUUCAUUGAACAAGUAUGAAAGUUUGGAGCUUGUACGCCCCGUGCUGUUGCAGAACCGCAAGCAUCUACUGGAGAAGUGGAUGCGCGAGAACAAGCUGGAGGCCUCUGAAGAGCUUGGAGAUAUUGUUCGCCCUCAUGACAUGAACCUCGCCCUCCAGAUCUACCUCCAGGCCAAUGUCCCUCACAAGGUUGUCGCCGGAUUCGCCGAGACCGGCCAGUUUGACAAGAUCCUUGCGUAUUCGAAGCAGGUUGGAUACCAGCCCGAUUACACCCAGCUUCUGCAGCACAUUGUGCGUGUCAACCCCGAGAAGGGCGCGGAAUUUGCUGCUCAGCUAGCAAAUGAAGAGACAGGCGCUCUCGUCGACCUGGACCGUGUCGUGGACGUCUUCCUUUCUCAAAACAUGAUCCAGCAAGCUACCUCCUUCCUCCUAGAUGCCCUAAAGGAUAACAAGCCUGAGCACGGUCACUUGCAGACUCGUCUGCUCGAGAUGAACCUUGUCAACGCUCCGCAGGUCGCUGAUGCCAUUCUCGGAAAUGAGAUCUUCACGUACUACGACAAGGCCAGAAUUGCGCAACUCUGCGAGGCCGCCGGGCUCUACCAGCGUGCCCUGGAGAACACUGAUGACCCCGCUGUCAUUAAGCGCAUCAUUGUUCAUACCGACAAGCUCAACCCGGAGUGGCUGAUGAACUACUUCGGUCGCCUUUCGGUCGAGCAGUCGCUUGACUGCUUGAACGAGAUGCUCCAAGCAAACAUCCGCCUCAACCUGCAGGCUGUCGUUCAGAUCGCAACGAAGUUCUCUGACCUUCUGGGCCCGAACCGUCUCAUCGAUCUGUUCGAGAAGUACCGCACUGCUGAGGGUCUGUACUACUACCUCGGCAGCAUUGUCAAUCUUAGCGAGGACCCCGAGGUCCACUUCAAGUACAUUGAAGCCGCUACGGCUAUGGGACAGAUCACCGAGGUGGAGCGUAUCUGCCGUGAGAGCAACUACUACAACCCCGAGAAGGUCAAGAACUUCCUGAAGGAGGCCAAGCUCACUGAGCAGCUGCCGUUGAUCAUCGUCUGCGACCGUUUCAACUUCAUUCAUGACUUGGUGUUGUAUCUGUACCAGAACCAGCAGUUCAAGUCGAUCGAAGUUUAUGUGCAGCGUGUCAACCCGUCUCGCACUCCCGCUGUCGUUGGAGGUCUCCUGGAUGUUGACUGCGAUGAGAGCAUCAUCAAGAACCUUCUCUCAACUGUCGAUCCUGCUUCGAUUCCCAUCGACGAUCUUGUCAACGAGGUCGAAAGCCGCAACAGGCUCAAGCUUCUUUUGCCCUUCCUUGAGGCUACCCUGGCCACAGGUAACCAGCAGCAGGCCGUCUACAAUGCUCUCGCCAAGAUCUACAUUGAUAGCAACAACAACCCCGAGAGGUUCUUGAAGGAGAACGACAUGUACGACACGUUGACCGUCGGAAAGUACUGUGAGAAGCGUGACCCCAAUCUCGCAUACAUUGCCUACAGGAAAGGUCAGAAUGACCUGGAGCUUAUCAACAUCACCAACGAGAACUCCAUGUACAGAGCCCAGGCUCGCUACCUGCUGGAGCGCGCCGAUCCUGAGAUCUGGGCCUUCGUUCUGAACGACAACAACAUCCACCGACGAUCAGUCGUGGAUCAGGUCAUUGCCACUGCUGUUCCCGAGUCGACCGAGCCUGACAAGGUGUCCGUCGCCGUCAAGUCUUUCCUGGACGCUGAUCUUCCCGCGGAGCUGAUCGAACUGCUCGAGAAGAUCAUCUUGGAGCCUUCUCCUUUCAGUGACAACAGCAGUUUGCAGAACCUGCUCAUGCUGACCGCUGCCAAGGCGGACAAGGGACGUCUGAUGGACUACAUCCACCAGCUCAAUGAAUUCAGCGCAGAUGAGAUUGCGCAAAUGUGCAUUUCAGUCGGUCUUUAUGAGGAGGCGUUUGAGAUCUACAAGAAGGUCGACAACCACCUCGCUGCCACCAAUGUCCUCGUCGAGAACAUUGUCAGCAUCGACCGCGCUCAGGAAUACGCCGAACGUGUCGAGCUGCCAGAGGUUUGGAGCAAGGUUGCAAAGGCGCAGCUUGAUGGUCUCCGUGUGUCUGAUGCUAUCGAGUCGUAUAUCCGUGCGGGCGAUCCCUCCAACUACAACGAGGUCAUCGAGACGGCUACCCAUGCUGGCAAGGAUGAAGAACUCGUCAAGUUCCUCAAGAUGGCUCGGAAGACUCUGCGUGAGCCUGCUAUUGACACUGCUCUCGCCUUCUGCUACGCCCGUCUGGACCAACUGGCGGAGCUUGAGGACUUCCUUCGUUCUACCAAUGUCGCUGAUGUCGAAGCCUCUGGUGACAAGGCAUACGCGGAAGGUUACCACGAGGCUGCCAAGAUCUUCUACAGCAGCAUCUCGAACUGGGCCAAGCUCGCCACCACUCUCGUGCACCUCGGUGACUACCAGGCAGCCGUCGAAUCCGCUCGUAAGGCCAACAGCGUCAAGGUCUGGAAGGAAGUCAACUCUGCCUGUAUCGAGAAGAAGGAAUUCCGCCUGGCACAGAUUUGCGGUCUGAACCUUAUCGUGCACGCAGAGGAGCUUCAGGAUCUGGUCCGCCAGUACGAGCGCAAUGGCUACUUUGACGAACUCAUCUCCGUCCUGGAAGCUGGUCUUGGUCUCGAGAGAGCGCACAUGGGUAUGUUCACCGAACUUGGUAUUGCUCUGUCGAAGUACCACCCCGAGCGGGUCAUGGAGCACCUCAAGAUCUUCUGGUCUCGUAUCAACAUCCCCAAGAUGAUCAAGGCCUGCGAGGAAGCCAAUCUGUGGCCAGAACUCGUCUUCCUGUACUGCCACUACGAUGAGUGGGAUAACGCCGCUCUGGCGAUGAUGGAGCGGGCGGUUGACGCCUGGGAGCACCACUCUUUCAAGGACAUUAUCGUCAAGGUUGCUAACCUUGAGAUCUACUACCGAGCGCUCAACUUCUACCUUCAGGAGCAGCCUCUUCUGCUCACGGAUCUCCUGCAGGUCCUGACUCCCCGCAUUGAUGUUAACCGUGUUGUCCGAAUCUUCCAGGCUUCGGAUAACAUCCCGUUGAUCAAGCCCUUCCUGCUUAGCGUGCAGAGCCAGAACAAGCGGGCCGUCAACGAUGCGAUCAACGAUCUGUUGAUCGAAGAGGAAGACUACAAGACGCUGCGCGACUCUGUCGAGAAUUACGAUAACUACGACCCCGUCGAUCUCGCCCAGCGCCUUGAGAAGCACGACCUGGUGUUCUUCCGCCAGAUUGCGGCCAACAUCUACCGCAAGAACAAGCGCUGGGAGAAGUCGAUCGCCUUGUCCAAGCAAGACAGGCUGUUCAAGGAUGCUAUUGAAACCGCCGCCAUGUCCGGCAAGUCGGAGGUUGUGGAAGACCUUCUGCGAUACUUCGUCGACAUUGGAAGCCGCGAAUGCUACGUUGGAAUGCUUUACGCUUGCUACGACCUCAUCCGUCCCGACGUCAUCAUGGAAAUCUCGUGGCGCCACGGCCUGCAUGACUUCACGAUGCCCUACAUGAUCAACUUCCUCAGCGAGCAGACCCGCGCCAUUGAGCUGCUCAAGAAGGACAAUGAGGAGCGCAAGGCGAGGGAAGUGACGCAGAAGAAGGAAGAGGACAACACGCCAAUCCUGGGUGGUAGUCGUCUGAUGCUGACUCAGGGGCCGGCAGCGGCGCCCAGCCCGGUGCCAUUUGCCAACGGUAUCACGCCGCAGGCGACCGGGUUCCGCGCCUUCUAGAUGGGCAGUUCUGACGAUGUAUGUAAAAUAGACACGGACGGUCGGCGGGGAUGGGCGGAUUCUGGUGAGGGCUCUCUCUUUUGAGGACUGACCGGGGUUUCGAGGCCUGGCUUCAUGUGUAAUGUGGAGGAUCGCCUUGUGGUGAAGUUCAGCCUGGGCGGUAAUGAUGGCGGAGCCGACCACAUUCUAGGCCUUUCCUCUUACUCUUCUUGCGGUUGUUUUUUAUUUUUUUCCCCUGUGAUGGUGUAUUUGAUAUGCUGCCAU
Paecilomyces variotii is the source of this 5465-nucleotide messenger RNA. Its product is annotated as clathrin heavy chain. The record is from RefSeq and is a predicted model, not a curated record. Gene Ontology annotation, biological process: receptor-mediated endocytosis; intracellular protein transport; Golgi to endosome transport. Bases 177 to 5201 code for a protein of 1674 amino acids. The transcript is spliced from 6 exons. Gene Ontology annotation, molecular function: structural molecule activity; clathrin light chain binding. Gene Ontology annotation, cellular component: actin cortical patch; clathrin coat of trans-Golgi network vesicle; clathrin coat of coated pit. NCBI's taxonomy places the organism in Eukaryota, Fungi, Ascomycota, Eurotiomycetes, Eurotiales, Thermoascaceae.